UUUAUAAAAGCUCAUUUUGCUUUUAUCCUUGAAUUGCCACGUUGUAGCAGAUACAGAUCAAAGUUAUCCAUGGACCUGCUCGUUCCGUGCAAUUCAUGCGUUUAUCUCUGCCGGCAACCGUCGCUGCAUCGGGAAAUGUCUUCUCCAAAGACUAGCAAUAUUCGAUUAAACUCCUUAAAAUGCUGUCGUGUUACGGCGUCUUCAGAGCUCCAUACUCCGGUCGGCGUGGCCGGUAAUUCUGUUAAUUACUCUCCCUCGAUUCCGACCCACAAAGUCACCGUUCACGAUAGACAACGCGGUGUCGUUCACGAAUUCGUCGUCCCCGAGGACCAGUACAUAUUGCAUACAGCAGAAGCUCAAAGCAUUUCUCUUCCUUUCGCUUGCAGGCACGGUUGUUGUACUAGUUGUGCUGUGCGUAUAAAAUCUGGACAAAUUAGACAGCCUGAAGCACUGGGGAUAUCUGCUGAACUGAAAUCAAAGGGGUAUGCACUUCUUUGUGUAGGUUUCCCCUCCUCUGAUGUUGAAGUAGAAACACAGGAUGAGGAUGAGGUAUAUUGGCUUCAAUUUGGAAGAUAUUUUGCCCGGGGACCAAUUGAAAGGGAUGACUAUGCAUUGGAGCUUGCUAUCGCUGAUGAAUGAGCCCCACAACAUGCCAAGUAGAUGUUGAGGAUUUUCUGAGAAAACCUUACAGAUUCUCUUUUCCAUCAUCCGUUUCUUUUUUGUUAUUUGAGAUUAGACUUCUUACUCUGUUUUGGCCUUCUAUUUAUAUGACAAACAUUCCUAAUUGUUUGUGGUUGGUUAGUUGUCUGCAUGUUGCUGAGGAAGAUCUCUCUGUGCUGAUAAUGUAUAUUUACCUUUGCCAGCUUAUCAAUGAUAUCAUUAUCACCAGGAA
Messenger RNA from Mangifera indica (mango), 892 nucleotides. Its product is annotated as ferredoxin C 2, chloroplastic-like. Gene Ontology annotation, molecular function: electron transfer activity; 2 iron, 2 sulfur cluster binding. The transcript is spliced from 6 exons. The coding region runs from base 70 to 639 and encodes 189 amino acids. The record is from RefSeq and is a predicted model, not a curated record. Lineage: Eukaryota; Viridiplantae; Streptophyta; Magnoliopsida; Sapindales; Anacardiaceae. Gene Ontology annotation, biological process: electron transport chain.